AUGGUCGCCGCGCAUCACUCCGCCAUGACUCCGCCGGAGGAGGCAGAAGCGGAGGAACUGCGUUUGGAGGAGAUACUGAGGCUUUACAACCAGCCCAUCAAUGAGGAGCAGGCGUGGGCAGUGUGUUACCAGUGCUGCAGGACGCUCGGGAAGGAGCACCGGGGCGGCAGGAGCUCCGCCGCCGGACCAGCAGCUGCGGCGGCUCCGAGGAAGAUAACCGGAGUCGGAGAUGUUCGGAUCCAGAGAGACGGAUCCGUGCGAGUGGAACCGCAGGACCGUGAAGCUAAAUUCAGCUCCUGCACAUUAACGGAGGAAAUCGAGUCUCUGGGCGUCACGAUCUACAAAGCUCUGGACUACGGGCUGAAGGACAAUGAGGAGCGGGAGCUCAGCCCUCCUCUGGAGCAACUCAUUGACCUCAUGACCAACAUGGGCGUGGCCGCGCGGGAUGCCUGCCCCGAUGAAGGCUACGAGGCCACAGAGGAGGAGGACGAGGCAGAAGACGAGCCUGCAGAUGUCUGCAGGGUGCACAGCUACAGAGAUAUCCUCAAGCUCUGCACGGCUCAUCUGCCCAGUCGGUCCGACGCCCCCAGUCACUACCAGGCAGUGUGCCGCGCUCUCUACACAGAAACCAAGGAGCUGCACACUUUUCUGGAGAAGAUCAAGAGCGCCAAAGAGAAUCUCCGCAAGAUGGAGGAAGAGACUUCAGAAGAUGCUGGUCGUGACCUCAAUGAGCUCCAGAAUGCUGACUGGGCUCGAUUCUGGGUCCAGGUCAUGAGGGACUUACGUGAAGGGGUCAAACUAAAGAAGGUGCAGGAGCGCCAGUACAACCCUCUGCCCAUCGAGUACCAGCUCACUCCUUAUGAAAUGCUCAUGGACGACAUCAGGUCCAAACGCUACAAACUGCGUAAAGUCAUGGUUAAUGGAGACAUUCCUCCCAGAUUAAAGAAAAGUGCUCAUGAAGUCAUCUUGGAGUUCAUCCGGUCCAGACCUCCUCUCAACCCUGUGUCGGCUCGUAAGCUGAAACCUCAGUCUCAGCCUCCUCCCACUCUGCAUGAACGUAUCCUCGAAGAAAUCAGAGCCGAGCGGAAACUUCGACCGGUGACACCAGACCAGACCCGCAGGGGACGCUUGGUCAUUCGACCACUUAGCAUGUCUUUCAGUUUUGAUGCGUCAGGUUUUGGCAAUACUCGCAGUAUGCCACAGGAUUUGUUCCAUACUGGAUUAGAUGAGUUCAGUCCCUACAUGGGCAGGAGGACGUCCAGUUCUUUGUCUCUGACUAGUGGAUCUGGAGCUUUGAGGGUUGAAUCCAGCGGAUCUCAAUCGGUACCUCAGAAGAAAAAGCUGCUGAAGGCUCCGAGCCUCUCCGAGCUCAACACCUCUGACUCCGAUGAUGAGAUUCCUGAACAAGCAUCAGCGAGUAGCUCCAGUGUGGCCACGUCUCUGAUGGAUGACACGUCUCCAGAGUCCGUGCUCGGGAAGAAAACUCCCCCAAUGUUCCUUCCAAUCUCUUCCACACCCCAACCAGAGAGACGUCAGACACCCCAGAGGAGACACUCCAUCGAGAAAGAAACCCCAACUGAUGUCCGUGAGUUCCUGCCGCCCUCAAAACUGAAUUCUAAGUCUCUGGAGGAGUUCUGUUUCCCUGUGGAGUGUCUGUCUCUGACAGUGGAGGAGGUGAUGCACAUCCGACAGGUGCUGGUUAAAGCAGAGCUGGAGAAGUUCCAGCAGUAUAAAGAUAUUUACAACGCCAUGAAGAAAGGAAAGCUUUGCUUUUGCUGUAGAACCAAACGGUUCUCCUUCUUCACCUGGUCCUACACCUGCCAGUUUUGCAAAAAGCCUGUGUGUUCACAGUGCUGCAAAAAGAUGCGGCUGCCGUCCAAACCCUACUCCAGUUUACCCAUCUACUCGAUCGGCUCAACCAACACUCUUCGAGACAGGAUUACUGCACUGGUUGCUAUAAGACAAGGUCUCUCAGCAGCUGGAGGGGCGGAGCCAUCAGCAGUGGGAGGAGCUUUGGGGUCUCCCACUUUAAGAGAAGCAAAAACAGGAGGGUCCAAACGAGCUGGAAAAAGCUCAGGGGUGGCAGCCGCUAAAUCUGAGAAAUCCUGCAGCAGCCCUCGUCGCCACAGUAUUCAGAAGACCAUGUCCAAGCUUUCGAAGCACGGUUCAUUAAAGUCUCAUGAUGAGCUGGAGCUUCCCCCAGAGCUGACAGAGGACUGGGCGACCAGGGAGGUGUGUGUGGACUGCAAGAGGUUCAUCUCUGACAUCAUCACCUCCAGCAAGCACAGCCUUUCAUUGGCUACCAAGCGGGCUCGCUUAAAACGCAAGACUCAGUCCUUUUACAUGUCAUCCCCUAAAGGCCGGGAGGAGUACCGGCCCUCUGAGCGAACAAUCAAUGAGAUCUAAAACUCUGCAUUAAAUCGUCUCAAAGGCUUCGGACACGAUGGUUCUGUUCUGUUCUUCAUGUACAGCACACUGUAGACCUACUAAUCAUUUUUAUAAACUCUAUCAGAGAUCUUCCUCUGUCAAUACAAAAUUUCAAUGACAUCAAUAAGCACAAACCUGACUGAUGUGAUGUGAAGCAUCGUG
Messenger RNA from Thalassophryne amazonica, 2589 nucleotides. RefSeq names its product protein spire homolog 1-like. Gene Ontology annotation, cellular component: cytoplasmic vesicle membrane; cell cortex. Gene Ontology annotation, biological process: establishment of meiotic spindle localization; intracellular transport; cleavage furrow formation. The record is from RefSeq and is a predicted model, not a curated record. Lineage: Eukaryota; Metazoa; Chordata; Actinopteri; Batrachoidiformes; Batrachoididae. Gene Ontology annotation, molecular function: actin binding.